AUGGCUCCUACACAUCAUGCGGUACCAUUGGGGCAUCUGAAUGAAGCCUCGGCAAACGGCAAAAUAUCCACUCGGACGACGACGCGAAAUGUUACACCUAGUCCUGUCCAGCCAACAGUUCUGCCGAUAGUAGAGCCUGUUGGCUCAUGGCUGUGUACGGAAGGGCCAUAUCAGCAGUACAUUGCAGCCCUCAGCGAAUCCAACCCAGGCCUCAAAAAGGCGGACCCAAACAACAGAAAAAACCCUUUAAAGCUUGGCAAUGCCCUUGUUGUCUUGCUGGACUCGGACGCAAAUGGCCAGCCCAAGUUCGAGAAAACUGAGUUCUUGAACGCUACAGUGCUCCGAACUCACUUUGAAAAUGCUCCUCGUAACCAUAACCGACGGCGCAUUUACAUCAUGGAAGGGUUGGCGCCCGACUUUGUGGCAGCGAUAGGAGGUCAUUUCUACAUGGAACCAACCUUUUGGCUCAGGCAAGAGAGAACAUGCGUAUGGAGCAACGACUUCACACCCGUCAGCGAUGCACUUCCCCAACCCAGCCUACUUAAUCCUCAGAAGAGCUUUCAUGUGCAGUAUUGUGAAUUGAGAGAGUUCAACAAAGCGCUGGAGAACAAACCGUACUUUUGUGACAGAACUCGGAGGCAUGUUGGUAUGACUGCUCCACGUCAUGGUGAAGAGAACUCCACCACUGCCAUCAUGAGGCGGAAGGUCAGUUGGUGGUGUGAGAAAACCAGUGGGGGUGGCUGGGAUGUGGUGAUUCUUUGUGAUCCUCAGCUUGCAGAACUCCACCCUGCCCCGAGGGAAAAGAUGCAGAAUGCUGAGCCGCGAGAGAUCAAGAACCCCGACAUCAACCUAGAAAACAAACCGUUUCAGGGAGGAUACAUUGACUUCGUGCCACCGCCACUACCACAGCCUGGUUCAACACCAAUCGGACCUCGACACCCACACAAAUCGAUGCUCCGCGACCUUGUUUACUACUAUGAGAAUAACUCUCAUCUACUAGAGCCGGACGAGUGGGAAAUCCCAAGCGAAUCGGCCAUUUUUCUGAAGAAGAUCGUCGCCGCACACUACCUCCAGUUAGCUGACUACAUCAAAGCCAUGCUCCCUUCCCUUGAGCUCAAGCUCACAACAGCAUGGGUCGAGGAACAAGAGCAGUGGAAAGGUCUGCAAACCAUCUCUCGCCGAUGUGGAAACUAUCGAGACGAUAUCGAAGACACCCUCCUUAGUCUUGGCUACACGCUAGACAACCCGAGCAGCAAGGACAAUCACAACUGGAAGAACUGCAACAUAGACUAUCAAUACGUAUAUUUUCGUCUCAAGAUCCUCAAGGAACGCGCAGACAAUCUCAUGACCUCAAUGACAGGUCUAGCCAGCAUUGCUGGCAAUCGACAGAAUCUUGAGGAGGCCAAACGAGUCAAGCGUCUUAACUUGCUCGCGUUGCUGUUCAUUCCAUUGGCGUACACAAGCAGUCUCUUCAGCAUGCAGGACAACUAUGCACCCAACAAAUCUCAGUUCUGGGUGUAUUGGGUCUGUGCCCUGGGAGUCGUCAUGGCUACAUCCGUAGUCACGUGGGUACUUGAUCGAGCUCUCAACGAUGAGGCGCAGUGGACGCUGGAUCCCAUCAGGUUCCUGAAAUUUUGGGGCCUCCCAGAGGAAAAGACGAAGACGAUGAAGACGAUGACAGGGUUCUAUAAAACCAAUCCGCGGCGAUAA
Ascochyta rabiei is the source of this 1710-nucleotide messenger RNA. RefSeq lists its product as uncharacterized. The record is from RefSeq and is a predicted model, not a curated record. Gene Ontology annotation, biological process: metal ion transport; transmembrane transport. The coding region runs from base 1 to 1710 and encodes 569 amino acids. Gene Ontology annotation, cellular component: membrane. The transcript is spliced from 3 exons. Gene Ontology annotation, molecular function: metal ion transmembrane transporter activity. NCBI's taxonomy places the organism in Eukaryota, Fungi, Ascomycota, Dothideomycetes, Pleosporales, Didymellaceae.